This is a messenger RNA of Caenorhabditis angaria, 6650 nucleotides long. The record is from the annotation of a GenBank genome assembly. NCBI's taxonomy places the organism in Eukaryota, Metazoa, Nematoda, Chromadorea, Rhabditida, Rhabditidae.
AUGAGGGAUGAGGUUAGAUCUUUUUGCCUCAAAGUUACCACAUUCGUUCGUCAUGCCACUGUAUUUACGCUAACUCAUGUUGGCCUCUGUUUCCUGGUUGCUUUAUAUGCUGUUGGCGGUGCAUUCAUUUUUCGAUCUGUUGAAUUUCCACAUGAAAUCAGUUUGCAGGGAAGGGUCAAAAAUGGAACAGAGAAGGUAAGGAUUUGAGAAAUACGACUUUCAGAUUCAAAGAAAAAUGAAGAGCUCAUCGAAAUCAUGAGAUUCUGAAGAUCUGACCAUCUCUCUUAACUUGCGUAACUUCUUAACAGUUCACAAGUCGAAUUAAUUUUUCUGAAAAUUCAAACCCCAUCGAAUUUUUCUACCAAACCCAAUUUCAUAUUUUUCAGGUUAUCGAUUUAAUAUAUGCUUAUAUAAACGAAGGACAUGUGAUUGAAGAAUCUGCAGUCAAAGAAAGAUCGCACGAAGUUCUAAAGAAUUUCGAAGAACUUUUAGUGGCCGCAAUGAAUUUCGAAGGAUAUGAUGAGCACGACGAAGAGCAUCCAACUUAUCAAUGGACAUUUUCUGGUGCUCUUCUAUAUUCAAUCACGGUUUUCACAACUAUAGGUUGGUGUUGGGAACUUUUUCCCCUAAUAACUCAAAUUUCUUCCCAUUGUGGCACUUUUUUCACAAACAAAAAAAAAUAGAAACCGAAUUUUUUGUCUUGUCAACUAAAAUGCGCACGCAUAUAUUUGGCAUAAGUUCCCUGGGGACCAUUGAAACACCACACUGAUUUUUUACAGAUAAAUUGAAAUGACGUCCUUUUGGGGAGAGAAAGGUGUGGGCUGGAAAAAAAGGGGAACGGCUGAGAUUUUUAAUGCGAUUAAAACACAAAGCACAUCUUUUCCUGGAGACGAUAUUGAGGGCCAGCAAGGGCUAAAAAUGGGCCAGCUGAAAAAAUGGGCCAUCUACCACAAAAUCCAAUUAUUUUUGCAGGAUACGGUCAUAUUUGCCCAAAAACAGACGCGGGUCGUCUUUUGACAAUAUUUUAUGCGAUGCUUGGAAUACCUCUAAUGCUUUUAUGUUUGGCGAAUAUUGCCGAAACUUUGGCUCAAGUUUUCACCUAUAUUUAUUUCAAAUUAUGUUGUGCGUAUUGUCGUUGGCAGAAAAAUCGACGACGUGUUCGACGGGCGGCGCUCAGUUUCAGAUAUCAUCCGAAUGCGGCGGUGAAUGUGAGAAGAGGUGAGUUAUUUAACCAGGUUGAGCUUCUAGAUUUUCAAGAUUAGUACUCCUGUAUUGAUAAAAAGCUAGGCCUGACAAUAAUCCAAAUCCCCACUUCAAUAUACAUUUUUCAGUUCAAUCUUCUCGAAGUAAUCAACGAUAUAACACAAUUCGCCGUCAUGCUUCACUAAAUCGCUCAAGAAAUCGAAGUAAUGAUACGAAAAGUGUUCGAAGUUUCAAUCGAUAUGAAACAACAUCAACAGCUCAAAGAUUUGACACAAUGUCACUUCCUGGUAGAAGGAAAAUCAGCACAAAUAGUCGAAGUCCAAAUGGAACUUUGCCUAGGCAACAAGUAUUUCCGAAAAGGUAGGAAGAAUCAUUGAAGCUUGAAAAUUUCUUGAUUUUUAGGGCUGGAAAUCUGCAAAAAUCCAACACGGCAAUCAAUAUGGAACAAUUAUACAGUGAUGAAAAAAGGCAGAGAAGACGAGGGAGACAUGCAGUUAGUGAAAGUCCAGCUCGAGAAUAUAAAGGUGGAUUAUUGGUGCGAGCACAACAACCUGAAGAAGGGGUUGUUGAUUUGAAAGCAUACGGUGGAUCUGCUGCAGCAUUUCAUGAUUUGGUGAAUCGACAGAAGAGAAGAGAAGAGUUGCCGAAUGUUGUGAUAUCGAGGACGAGGGAUGAUGAUGUGAAGAGUGAUAUUGAAAAGACAGAGGAGACUAGUGUAAGUGAUUUUUUUGGAGCAAGACUGGGUUGAACUGAAAAUUACGAUCUAGUCACUGAAAGAGUUAUAAAUUUCAGAUGUCUCUCACUGACGAAGAGGACAUGCAUCCCCAAACUCACAAAACAUCCAACAAUGUUCUUCGUCGAACUAAUUCAAAUCGAGAUCUUCGAGAAAAAGAAAUGAUGAUGCAUUCGAUGGUUCAACACAAACAGCCAAGUAUGGAUAGUAGUACAUCGAGAAGAAUGCGAGAUUUUGAUGAUCGAUCAUAUCGAUCUGGAAGAUCGGAAAGAUCUGAUGAAAUGUCAUUACAUUCAUUAAGACGAAAUGUGAGUAUUUUUAAAAACUUCUAGAAUCUAUGAACAAUUUGCAGGGUCAUCGAGCUCAUGAGAAAAUGCCAGUUAGUGUUGGUAUUUGUAUAGUUUGCGCAUUUAUCAUUGGCGGAGCUCUUCUUUUUUCACUUUGGGAAGAUUGGAAUAUGUUUGAUGGGGCUUAUUAUUGUUUUAUCACUCUGAGUACAAUUGGAUUUGGUGAUAUUGUACCAGGACAAGCAUUAGAUGAAGGAAGUCAGGAAAAAUUAAUUGCGUGUGCAUUAUACUUGUUGUUUGGAAUGGCAUUGAUUGGUGAGUUUUGGGUUUUCAUUAGUGAGUGGGUUUUUUGGGUAAGUGAUGAAUAACGAACAUCUGACUUUCGAAAAUCUCUGAAAUUUUUCGUUUUUUACAAUCCCAAAUCAUCAAAAAUGUAUUCAUUCAAUAAAAGUCAAAUUAGAGGCAUGUUGUGAUUGAGAGUUCUGUUGUUGACUCUUCAAUUCUUUUUUCUUCGUUAGGUGAACUUUUGCAAGAAUUUCAUAAACCACGUUUCGAUAUUGUUGAGAAAGCAUAUAACAUAAAACACAGUGAGAAACUGAAUUCAAAAUGUGAAGAAUGUUAAUAAUUUUUGCCGCGUAUCCUAAUAAAACUGUGAUUCCUAAUUGUUCAGCAAUAUAAAUUUGUGAUCCAUAGAUUAUUCCACGUGGAAUCUGAACAGUAAUGAAACAAAUUGAUAUACAAAUUACUAGUUUGUUAGUUUUGUGACUUUCUUCUAAUGUGUUAGAAUGCGAACUUCUUAUCUUAUUAAUUCUGUUCAAUUGAAAGACGAGUAUUGCAGUAGACACAAGUGAAAUAACAGAUGGUAAUAAUUCGAAAAAUAUAGAUUGAAAGAAAUAUACCAGUCUGAUUGGAAGGCUAUCAUAUGAAUAGUACCAUUUACGAUAUACCAUUGAAAAGGAAGGAAAUGUGAUAUUUUCUAGUCGAUUUUCGUUUUCUUCGCAUCUAUAUAAAAAUUUAUGAAAGGGAAGUACAAAACGCAAAAACUAUUUAAAAAUACAGAAAAGCAAAAAAAAACUUGGCACAAUAUUUUUUUUCCGAUUUUCUAGGCUUUGCACAUUUUAUCCUAAUUGUUAUGUUCAAUUAUUUACCCUUCGUAGUAAUCCUCCAUGUUGUAAUAGGCCAAAUAUUUAAACCUAAAUAUUUCGAAAAAACUCAAGGGAAGACCGAGUGAAAUUACUCCGAGUAUUAUUUUAUAUCCAAAGGGAGCCAGAGUCAUUUUGUCAACAAAUCUUUUCCCCGCAUAUUUGAUAGCAAUACAUCGAAUUAAAGAUAGAGACACUUGUAGCCAAGUUGUAAUUUUCUUUGAAAUGAUACUUAUAAAGUUUAGUAUUAAAUAACCAACAACUUGAAAUUGUGUAAACUGGGGGUCACAAGUAUCAAUGAUGAUUGUUUCGGAACCAAAAACAUAAUAUGAGAAAAAUUUCAAUGACCAAGUGAGAAUAUCGAAAAUUGCUAGAGAAAUCAUCUGAAUAUUUAUUGAAGACUUUCGCAGUUCUUUAUGCGACAGAAUGAUCAUAUGAAAUACUAAAAUUGGAGUUAUGCUUAUUUGAGAAUAAAUCAAAAAUGAUAAAUCUAAUAUAAAUACAGAGUCCAACCAAUCAAUGGUUUCCAUAAGAAACUCGCGAGUUUCAUUGUCAUAAUUUGGAAAAUAAUAUAAUUGAACUUGAGUGUUAGCAACAGCUACUGGAAAUCCCAUUUCAUCAAAUGAGAAAUUUUGUUUUGCGAUUGCAUCUGCCUGAAGUUUUCAGAAUUUUUUUUCGAAAACAUUUGCAAAUUCAAAAUCCACAUUGUCACGUUUAAAUACAACAAAAUAAUUCAUUUUUUCGAAAGAUCAGAAAAACAAAUGAGAAAUGUUAUGGAAAUCGAAAAAAAUCAUAAUAAUAUGUUCCUAUGACAAAUUAUAAGUUAGCUACAAAAUUAUAAAUUGUUCUGCAAAAUACGAGUAACUUGACAUUUAUAGAAAUCCUAGAAACGUAGAUCGUAAAACAGGUGAAAAUCGAAGAAUGAACUCUGCUUGUAAAUUUGAUAUUUUUGAAAUAUCUUCUAUCACAAAUCAAGAAAAAUAUGAUCAAAAUUCAUCUUGCCCAUUCAAAAAAUAUAAGAGCCAAAUAUACAGUAGACUUCGCGGCUGCUUUGAUCUUUUGUAUUGAAAGAGUUAAGUUUUCUAUAUCAUUUUGGUUCUCUUCCAAGGGUCACAAAAUUUCUGAUCGGCAAUAUUUCAACAUGACUAAUGAGCAGGCGGCAAAGUAUGGCUUGAUACAGAAACUAUUCUUUGUGUCGAAACAGUCCAUUUCGAUUUGACUGGCUUCACAAAAAUAUUGAUAACCGUUUUGCGAUAUUGAUUGGAUAGAAAAUAACAUAAAAAACAAUGCGAUACAGAAUUGAUCAAGAAAAAUAUAUUACAAAUUUUUGAAAUAUUGCUCAGUAAAAUGAAAUCUCCUGAUUGUUCGACAAAAUAAACAAGAAGAGCUGCUACUAUUCCUCUUGGGAUUUUAACCAUCAUAAAUGAUAUUGACAUAUAAAUCACCAGUCUGUUAGUUUUCUGGGUUUUCUCAGAAGAUGAGUUAUGGAAUAUUGCGUUCCUUGAUCUGCUGACUUCUUUUAGUUUCAUAACUAAAAUUGCGGUUGCAAUUGGGGAAAUAAGACACGGAAGAAGUUCGAAGACUAUCGAUUCAGAUGCAUAAUACAAUCUCAAAAGUAGACUAUCAUAUUCGUAAAAAAAUGUUUGAAGAUCAAUAGUGUAAGAAGGAAAUACGACAUUUUCAUUACGCUCUUCAUCUUCUAGGCAUCUGAAAUUGAUCGUUUUCUAUGAAAUACAUGAGAAACUCACUCUUCAAAAUAAUCAUCCUGGUUUUCGAUAAUAACAAAUUUAGUUCUCAAUGACUGAACAAUACUAAGUGGAAGAGAAAAUGCAACUACACCAAAAAUAACUUUGUUUCCGAAUGCAGCCAAUUGUAAUUUGCUGAACUUUGGAUUUCCAGAAUAUUUAAUGGCCACAGCUCUAACAACAGCCAUUGAAACCAACAACCAAGUUGUUAUUCUCAUAGCAUAAGAAGAUAUGAAAUUCAUCAGAAGUAUAGAAAGUAAAGGAAAUGGUGAAGUAUCAGGUUGACACGUAUCAAUUUCAAUAGAUUCAGAUUCAUAAUAUAUAUAGGCGUGAAAUUUAUUCACAAAUGAAAAUAUCUCCGCAAAACUUAUUCCUAUCAUAAUAACAUUCAUUGAUUGAACUCGCAUUUCUUUUUGAAAAAGUAUGAACAUAUGGAAUGUUAGGCUAACUAUACAAAUAAUUUGACAAACCACGAAAAACCCAAUCUGUAGAAAAAUGAUAUCUUGACACCAAUAUAUGACUUCCAUCCAAUAAGCUCUAGUCUCAUUAUCAUCGUUCGGAAAAUACAUUUCCUCGAUGGUUUUGUUAUAACCAACAUCAAAAGUUGUCAUUGAAACUUGCGAAACUCAGAAAAACCCAAAUUAAUAAAAAUGUUCGAGAAAAAAGUUAUUCACAUAAAUUGCAUGUUGUAAAUAUUUAACGAUAAGAAUUGCAUAAAUCUAAAAGAUCACGUAGCAAGGUGUUAUUAUACUCCUUUUUAAAAAUUAGAUGCUGAAGUUUGUCAAAAAGAAAUAAAAACAUCUGCAAAAAUAAAUUCGGAACUUACGCAUAUAAACAACAUGAAUUUGUUCAGCGAUGUGUUUCAAGUUGAUGCAAGAUGACGUGGUGCAAAAAGCAAGAUGGUUGGGACAAAAAAUCGGGAUUUUAGGUAAGAGUUUUCUGAAGCUUUUGCAUGAUUUAUGCUUUUGUGAUUUGUCCUAACUUGUAUUGCAGCUCGUCCGUUUCAAUUGUCACGUGAAAUCGCCAAACACGCUAUUUUUAUGUUCCGAUAUUCGGUUUCCGGUAGCUUUUGCUUGGGCUUUUAGAGAAAAAUGACCAGUAAAAUCAUUGCCAUUGUGUUUUACUGGUCGACUUUUCAAGGGGGUGGAAGAGAAGAACAUGUGAAAAUAAUUCCGAAAAUAGUUCAACGUAUCCUCAAGGAAUGUAAACUUUUAAAAAUUAUAGUGUAGCUUCUAAAUUUUCUCUUUCCGCUUUUAUCUAUUGAUUUGUAAAAUUUUCAAACAUUCCAGUCCGCGAUGAAAGUUCUGAAUCAGAAUCUGAUUUCGAUGACGACAUGAUCGAAGAGGAUGAAGAAGAUCUAAGCGAAGAGCGAAAUGAUCAGGUAUAUGUGAGUUAAAACAUUUUCAACAUUCCGAACUUACUCCAAGGCAAAACUAAUACUUUAAAAUUCCAGGACAAGCGCACAAUCUCAUCAGGUUCGUCAAAACAAAACGACGAAUUCAUACAUCCGAAAAAAUAUCAUCAUCGUAGAUGGAAGUGA